Messenger RNA from Oppiella nova, 974 nucleotides. The record is from the annotation of a GenBank genome assembly. NCBI's taxonomy places the organism in Eukaryota, Metazoa, Arthropoda, Arachnida, Sarcoptiformes, Oppiidae.
CGGACGUUAUCACUGGUCGCACAAUACAUGCAAACCUGGAUUUGGCUAUAAAUUGACUGAAAGUUUGCAAGUUUUUCGUCAAACGCUGUCAUUAUCUCCGACACUAAACCACACAAACAGAUCCGAAACUCUUCAGCGAUGUCUCUCAAGUCAGUGAUCGUCACCGGAGCUAAUCGUGGCAUUGGUCUGGAGUUUGUGCGACAACUGUUGGCCGCGACGCCACCGCCGAAGCACUUGAUCGCCACCUCAAGACAGGCCUCCAAUCCAGAGUUGGAUCAGUUGAGAGCCAAGAACUCAGCCCUUCAUGUCUUGACACUGGAGGUGAAGAACUACGAGUCGUUCGCGGAGUUCGCCAAACAAGUGGAACAGAUUGUGGGCACCGAUGGCGUCGACACUCUUAUCAAUAACGCCGGUAUUCUCAUCAACAAAGACCUCCAGAGUGUGACCGCCGAUGACAUGAUCCAGAACUUCGAAGUGAACACAGUAUCACCCCUUAUACUCACCAAAGCGUUGCUCCCGUUGCUGAAGGUCUCGGCAGCCAAUCGUAAGACAGCUGUGGUUAACGUCACCUCAAAGAUCGGGUCCAUUGACGACAACACCUCCGGAGGUAUCUAUCCGUACCGGACCAGCAAAACGGCGCUGAAUAUGGUGUCGAAGUGUCUGGCAGUGGAUCUGAAGCCCGCGGCCAUCAAAGUGAUUGCUGUCCAUCCGGGUUGGGUUCAGACAGAUAUGGGCGGACCUAACGCUCUGAUCAACACUCAGACCAGUGUUUCCAAUAUGAUUGACACCAUUAAGAGUAUCAACGACUCAACGCUCGGAGACUUUCUUAAUUACGACGGAAAGCCUAUCCCUAAUUAGGUGCCUACCGGUGCCCCACAAACACUACUAUUCUUGUAAUUAUGUGUCCGAUCAAUAAAGUCUUAAAAUAAUCCUCAAGUUAUAUAUGUAUUCAUUAAAUGGUAACAGAUUUUAGU